AUGACCAAAUGCGAGCACUCUUUCUGGCUAGAGCUUAGCCAUGAAAUGGCAGUGCCUCAGGUCGUUUAUGGAUCAAGGCUUGCUCGAUUGGUGAACGAGCUGCCACAGCCGUCGGUCCAGUUGCCGCAGGUCGUUUUCUUCAUGGGCCAUCACCAAAAGAAUAAAGCACUGCGGCAGCUGUGCAGUAGCAACUACCGAGGCCAGGGUCGCAAUGCUCCGAGCGUCAAUAUCCGCUCUGAUAACCGCACGCUGCAGUCCUUGCAGCCGCGGUUCUUCGCAGAUUGCGACCCCUGCCGGUCAUUGCUGUCCACACAUGAAAGCUUGCGCAACUGUCACGAGGAGAAAAUAUACCCCGUGGAACUCCGAUCCACAGAGUAUUCUCUGCAGGACAUCAUAAUUGCACGCCUGGUAUUCUUGUUCACCGACGUGGUCUGUAUCUUUGCAGAUGACGUUGGAGGAUUCGAGGGCACCCGCAAGCUCCUGACAACGUGGGCGGCGAUCGGCUCAGCGUCCAGCCUACCACCCGCGGUAAGACCGAGGGUGAUUGUAGUUGUCAGCCAGUCUCCAAGCAUCACGGGAGGCGUGAUCGAUGAGAAUGACUUUCUAUUCGAGUUGCUUCAUGCUGGCGACGUUCCUUACUUCUCAGCAUUCCGGGAUAUCCAGGUAUCUAGUCUUCCGGCCGAGGAGCUCUCGUCCGAUGCUCGCUACAUGACACUAGGCAGUGAUGUUUCCCGGCAGCUUAGAAGCUCACGAGUUGAUCGGGAACGCUAUCGGAGCCUAUUCUCUGCGAUCCAUCUCAGCGCAUUUUUUGAACUUGCCUUGCAUAAUUUAUCCGCCUCGCCAUUUGCGCCCUUCGACUUCAUUCGUUCUGCAAGAAAUAGGAAUCCCCUUGACGGAGCCUUUGCUUCCCACAUCACCAGUUUUUUAAAGGUGGGAAGCAAAACAAGGACUCCUUACAAUGAAAUGGCUUCCCACAUUGCUUCUGCAAUUCUGAUGGACGCGUAUCCCCCGGGGAUGCACUAUUUCCUACCUUCGAUGGUUUAUCGUACAUUGUAUCACGAUCCAUGUUACACCGGCCUCCGGAAGUUCUACAGCACUGACGCCUUAGCCUCUGUCCAGAGUGAACGGGUCCAACACCACCUGUCCAGGUUCUUUGAACACAUGGCCUCUAACCUUGGCCCAUCCUCAGAGAUCCAUAAGAACAACCUGAAACAGCAACGGAAGUUCUGGGCUUGGGCUAAGUCGAACAAGACCUGUCUCUUGUGCCUUAGACGCCACCCUGAACACCCUCAGGCGUGUGGACAUGGAAUAUGUGACACUUGCGCGGAGAUCUUUGGCGAACCCUCUCUUCACACUGAGCAUGAGUACACUAUUUGCCAGUGCAUUCUAUGUGGAAACGCAAAGGGUCUGACUGUGCGGCUGAAACCGCCAACCGCAGCGCCACGCCUCCUGAGUAUCGACGGAGGAGGUCUCCGUGGCAUUAUUCCUCCUUCAAAUUUGGAGCUGUUACAGAACGACAUAGGCCCUGAACUUCCGCUAGCGGAUCUGAUUGACCUCAGGGUCGGCACGAGUUCCGGUGGGCUAUAUGUCAUAGCAAUGGAUAUUCUCCGCAUGGGGCCUUCGGAAUUUAAGAGAGUAUUUCAGGGCCUCGCGAAGAAAGUUCUGGGCCCUGACCAGCGGAAGGGGAGAAUAAUGUCCCUGCUUUCGGACGCAACCUACGAUACUAAGGCGCUUGAAAAUCAGUAUAAGGACGUCUUUGGACCAACAAGGCGGCUGUUUGAUGCGCCAGCGACUCUUCUAUCUGCCGGAAAGAUGGCGGUCACGACAACUUCUAUCAAAGAUGGGUCGUUGUUCCUUUUCACGAACUAUAAUGGGGCAGCACCCCACCGUGCGGAAUCCGUUUAUGGACGACUUCGGCCGGAUGAAGACUAUGGGCCCUAUAUCUGGCAGAUUGCACUGGCUACUUCCGCGGCUCCUCCCCUUUUCUCCACCGUCAAUAUUCCCGGACUGGGUACCUUCCAGGAUGGAGGAAUGGGACGAGAUAACAACCCAAUUAACAUUGCGUUAUUUGAGGCGAAACACCUGUGGCCUAGCGUAACUAACCCCGAUGUUGUGAUCACGCUCGGGACGGGAACAGAAACGUCAUCUCCGAAGACAUCCUUCUUUCGAAAUGUGCUCUUGGAUGGAUGGAUUCCGAGAGUGUACCGUUCAUACAUGAGGAGCUUUGAUGGGGGUACUACGUGGAAGGAGCUAAAGAUGCGGCUGGAUAACAAAUCACAAGAAACAUACUACAGGUUCGAUCAGUACUUACCCGAGGGCCUUCCCGCCAUGGAUGAUCCAGAUUGUGUCGCUGGCCUCUCCAAGCAAGUUCAGACACAGUCAGGGGAGGACCACAGUGGUGUGGUGGUAGCGCUACUCACCGCCUGCCUCUUCUUCCAGCUCGACAAGAUGCCAGUGUACAAGAACGGUCUGUAUCAUUGUGUUGGUACGAUUCGUUGCCGUGCUCCUCCGCGACCUCUUAUUGAACGACUGGCCAUGAUCCCUGGGAGACAGGCAUUCUACAAGGGCAAAUUGAACCUUGGUCUCAGUCUAUCAGCGGACGAUAUCUGCUUCUCGUGCCACCGUUAUUCUUUGCCUGUCCGAUUCUUUGUGCGCGAUCUGGAGGAAAGUAUAACGCUAUCUUUACGCAUUGGAGAGGCACCCCGUCGGUUGAGUGCUUUUCCAAAUUGUAUGCAAUGGUUCAUCGAAGAACAGAAGUUAGAUUGUGUCUUUGGAUCCCCGAACCAUGACAUUCCGCUCCAGAUCAUCAAUCAAGGAUUCAUCUUCGAGGCGAAGACGCUGCAUCUCACGUAA
Molecule: messenger RNA, 2853 nt
Organism: Aspergillus melleus
Lineage: Eukaryota; Fungi; Ascomycota; Eurotiomycetes; Eurotiales; Aspergillaceae
Product: patatin-like phospholipase family protein
Exons: 6
Coding region: 1-2853 (950 amino acids)
Biological process (GO): arachidonate metabolic process
Cellular component (GO): membrane
Source: RefSeq, a predicted model, not a curated record